Molecule: messenger RNA, 1119 nt
Organism: Alternaria rosae
Lineage: Eukaryota; Fungi; Ascomycota; Dothideomycetes; Pleosporales; Pleosporaceae
Exons: 3
Coding region: 1-1119 (372 amino acids)
Source: RefSeq, a predicted model, not a curated record
AUGGUCAACAACGAGAACCCUAUCUCCAUCGGCGAAUCCAAACAUGCUGACCAGCUGGAGAUUGCGCUCUACGACCCGAAGCCCACAGAUCAAAACGCCUCGUCCGCUACCUCGUCAGUUUCACGAAACGCAUACUAUGGUGCAUCUCACCGCGCCCUGGAUGUAGUCGAAUUGCUCAAGCAAAUCCUUUCUCACGCCUCACCAAGGACUCACUACGCAGCAUGGAAUGUGUCAAGACGUUGGAGAGAGAUUGUUAUCCACAUGUUGGAUAUGCAAUACCGUGCCCCGUAUCCCUACGUAGCUGUUGAACAAGGUGGCAUUGUUCCACCGAGCCUGAGGUGGCUACCUCCAUGCGAAGAUGAGAUCACCAGACUUCAGAACACUUUCAACAUCACGACUGCACACGCUUAUAGUCGUAGCUUGUCGGAUCCCUUCCUCAUAGCGCGAUUCACGCAAGCAGAUACACUUCCACAGCAACUGUUCACUUCUCUCCAUAACAGGAUUCGCUCAGACUUCAGAUUGUACAGAUCUCCGAGUUUCUAUUCUCUAGCAGAAGAACCUCGAUGGCUGGAUCUGUCACAAGUCGAGGUAAAUCCAUACUUUGUCCAUUUAUGCGGCGACUGCUUCCAACCAUUCCAGGGCAACUACACCAUUUCCAUCAAGCCUCGCAUAAAAGACUAUCUCGGAGACUCGUCGUCAACAACAGGGCCAUUUUGGGAGCAGCUCAUUCACAAUAUGUUUCUCGGCCGACCAACCUGCAAGGUUUUGCGAAUUUACGCCAUUGGGAAGAUUCACGAAGAAGUGCAAGCACUAGGCACACACUCCUCUACAGCAACCGAACUGUGGCGAACCCGGUCUAAAUCCCUGCGGGAAGAGAUUAUAGGCCACACAACUCCUGUCGAAAUACACAAGGCUUGGAACUGUCCCGGUUUCCCUAAGCUUGCUGUCUUCCUUGAAAGCACGGCACAAUCUGGUCCGCCGUUCGCACAUCAUCCCUGCGACAUCAACACACGCAACAUAUACAUGCACAAGACGGAGUGGCAUGAGGACCAUUUAAAGCCAACGAGAAUCUUUGCAGGAAAUCCGGAGCUGAGGGACCCCAGGUUAGAUCGUCCGUGA